Messenger RNA from Diatraea saccharalis (sugarcane borer), 946 nucleotides. Lineage: Eukaryota; Metazoa; Arthropoda; Insecta; Lepidoptera; Crambidae. The record is from the annotation of a GenBank genome assembly.
UCGUUCAUGACUCCGUAGUCCCUAGUAGUCCCCCACCCAGCUUUAACUUUGCCCUUGAAGCGUUUGAUAUUAUAUCAUGACAAUAACUGUCCGAAGUUUAGCUAAGUUAGCCGUGCCUAUCGUUGGUAACUUAUUCUAUAUUAGUCGGGCACAAAUAAGCACUAUCAAAAUGUCUUCAAACAAUCCGGACUACAGGCUCGUUAACUCUAUUCACGAAUUCACCGUCAAAAACAUCAAAGGCGAAGAUGUUAAACUUGAUGUAUACAAAGGUCAUGUUUGUAUUAUUGUUAACGUCGCUUCACAAUGCGGCUUAACUGCAAACAAUUAUAAGCAGCUUAACGAAUUGUAUGAGCAGUAUGCUGAAAGUAAAGGUUUGAGGAUUCUCGCAUUCCCUUGCAAUCAAUUUGCAGGUCAGGAACCAGGAAAUCCAGAGGAAAUUGUUUGUUUUGCAGCAGAAAAGAAGGUUAAAUUUGAUUUGUUUGAAAAGAUAGAUGUUAAUGGAGACUCUGCUAGUCCUCUAUGGAAAUUUUUGAAGCACAAACAAGGUGGCACUUUGGGCAGUUUUAUCAAGUGGAAUUUCACCAAAUUUAUUGUUGACAAAGAUGGAGUUCCUGUAGAGAGACAUGGCCCUAAUACUGACCCCUUGGAUUUGGUUAAGUCACUUGAAAAAUAUUGGUGAAGCGUAUCAAAGAUAAAAUGUCAAUGGGUAGUUUUAAUACUUAAUUUAAGCUUGUUAUUUUUUAUCAGUAGUGUUUUAUUAUUUAAAUGCGUUACUAUGACUAUAUAACACAAGACACAAUAGUGCAAAAUUUGAUAUAUACAUUUCUUACAUAAAUUUGUGUUUAUUGUGAUGCAAUUUAAAUUUUGCAAUUUCUAUGAGAGCACUUUUUCUUUUAAUAUAAUUAAUGCAUUAUAGGACUGUAUCUACUCAACUAAUUAAUGAUAU